CCGCGAGCCGCCUAUAUAGGGGGUAGUAGGAGACGGUUGGAAGCAGUAGCCUCCAGGCAGCCAUCGGCAUCACACAAUUAGAUCGUAACACAGCAAGCAUCACUCACCGGCAUCAUGAGAGAAAUCGUCCACCUGCAGGCUGGCCAGUGCGGAAACCAGAUCGGAGCCAAGUUCUGGGAAGUGAUCAGUGAUGAACAUGGAAUUGACCCAACUGGUACAUACCAUGGGGACAGUGACCUCCAACUGGAAAGAAUAAAUGUCUAUUACAAUGAGGCUACAGGUGGUAAAUAUGUUCCCCGUGCUGUCCUUGUCGAUCUGGAGCCUGGCACUAUGGACUCUGUCAGGUCUGGACCAUUUGGACAGAUAUUCAGACCAGACAACUUUGUUUUUGGUCAAAGCGGUGCUGGAAAUAACUGGGCAAAGGGUCACUACACAGAAGGAGCAGAGCUGGUUGACUCUGUAUUGGAUGUUGUGAGGAAGGAAGCUGAAAGUUGUGACUGUUUACAAGGGUUCCAGCUCACCCAUUCUCUGGGAGGUGGUACUGGGUCUGGGAUGGGUACACUCCUUAUUAGCAAGAUCAGAGAAGAGUACCCUGAUAGAAUCAUGAACACUUUCAGUGUUGUGCCCUCCCCUAAAGUGUCUGAUACUGUAGUAGAACCUUACAAUGCCACCCUGUCUGUGCAUCAGCUAGUAGAAAACACAGAUGAGACCUACUGUAUAGAUAAUGAGGCCCUCUAUGAUAUCUGCUUCAGAACCCUGAAACUCACCACUCCCACAUACGGUGACCUGAACCACCUGGUGUCUGCCACAAUGAGUGGAGUUACUACCUGCCUGCGAUUCCCUGGCCAGCUUAAUGCUGACCUGCGUAAACUAGCUGUUAACAUGGUCCCCUUCCCCCGUUUGCACUUCUUUAUGCCAGGCUUUGCCCCACUUACCAGCAGAGGCAGCCAGCAGUACCGUGCCUUAACAGUGCCAGAGCUGACACAGCAGAUGUUUGAUGCAAAGAACAUGAUGGCUGCCUGUGACCCCCGUCAUGGCAGGUAUCUCACUGUAGCUGCUGUCUUCAGAGGCCGUAUGUCCAUGAAGGAGGUGGAUGAGCAGAUGCUCAAUGUCCAGAACAAAAACAGCAGCUACUUUGUGGAAUGGAUUCCCAACAAUGUCAAAACAGCAGUCUGUGACAUCCCACCCCGUGGCCUUAAAAUGUCUGCCACCUUCAUUGGAAACAGCACGGCCAUUCAAGAGCUGUUCAAACGCAUCUCAGAGCAGUUUACAGCUAUGUUCCGCAGGAAGGCCUUCCUUCAUUGGUACACUGGAGAGGGCAUGGAUGAAAUGGAAUUCACAGAAGCUGAGAGCAACAUGAAUGACUUGGUGUCUGAGUACCAGCAAUACCAGGAUGCCACCGCUGAGGAGGAAGGAGAAUUUGAAGAGGAGGCUGAGGAGGAGAAUGCAUAAAACAGUACAUAAUGACAUCCUGUUACCUAUUGUCUUUGCUUUCUCUCUUCCCCUUUUCUAGUUUCUCAAUGUUCAAACUGGAGUUUGAGGCUAUUUAACAUUUCUGUGUCUAUUUAUAAAAGUCUGAACUCUUAAUGAGAAACUGGUACUGUCUGUGUUUUUUAUUUGUUUCUGUCAUUCUUCAUGCUGUACAGAUAAUUAAAAGAAACGUUCAUAAGA
Messenger RNA from Pelobates fuscus (common spadefoot toad), 1671 nucleotides. RefSeq names its product tubulin beta 4B class IVb (gene TUBB4B). Lineage: Eukaryota; Metazoa; Chordata; Amphibia; Anura; Pelobatidae. The record is from RefSeq and is a predicted model, not a curated record. Gene Ontology annotation, biological process: microtubule cytoskeleton organization; mitotic cell cycle. Gene Ontology annotation, molecular function: GTP binding; structural constituent of cytoskeleton; GTPase activity. The transcript has 4 exons. Gene Ontology annotation, cellular component: cytoplasm; microtubule. Bases 115 to 1452 code for a protein of 445 amino acids.